Molecule: messenger RNA, 4854 nt
Organism: Cervus elaphus (red deer)
Lineage: Eukaryota; Metazoa; Chordata; Mammalia; Artiodactyla; Cervidae
Gene: PKP1
Product: plakophilin 1
Exons: 14
Coding region: 299-2482 (727 amino acids)
Biological process (GO): cell-cell adhesion; cell-cell junction assembly; intermediate filament bundle assembly
Cellular component (GO): cytoplasm; nucleus; plasma membrane
Molecular function (GO): cadherin binding
Source: RefSeq, a predicted model, not a curated record
CCCUGCCCCCGAGAGCGCCCGGCCCGCGGCGCGGCGCCCGGGGCUCCGGCGGAGCGGCCGCGGAGGGGAGUGGGCGGCGCGGGGCGGGGCGGUAUAUCCAGUCUGGCGGAGGGCGGGCCCGCCAGUGCCGGGGCCCGGACGGCGGGUGGAGGCGCCGGGAGCAGCCGAGAGCCGUCGCGCGCGCGGACCGUCGCUCUAUGGGCACAGGGCGCCGCUGAGCGCGAGAAGAGCCCGCUCCCGCAGCCGCCCGCACCUCGCGCCGCUCGGCUCGCUCUCCAGGCCCGCGCCCCGCGCCGCCAUGAACCACUCGCCGCUCAAGACGGCCUUGGCCUACGAAUGCUUCCAGGACCAGGACAACUCGACGCUGGCUCUGCCGUCCGACCAGAAAAUGAAGACCGGCACGUCGGGCCGGCAGCGCGUGCAGGAGCAGGUGAUGAUGACCGUCAAGCGGCAGAAGUCCAAGUCUUCCCAGUCGUCCACCCUGAGUCACUCCAACCGAGGCUCCAUGUAUGAUGGCCUGGCCGACAACUACAACAACUACGGGAGCAGCAGCCGGAGCAGCUUCUACUCCAAGUUCCAGGCGGGGAACGGCUCGUGGGGCUACCCGAUCUACAAUGGGACCCUCAAGCGGGAGGCUGACAACAGGCGCUUCAGCUCCUACAGCCAGAUGGAGAGCUGGGGCCGGCAGUACCCGCGGGGAAGCUGCACCGCGCCGGGCGCCGGCAGCGACAUCUGCUUCAUGCAGAAGAUCAAGGCCAGCCGCAGCGAGCCCGACCUCUACUGCGACCCCCGGGGCACCCUACGCAAGGGCACGCUGGGCAGCAAGGGCCACAAGACCACCCAGAACCGCUACAGCUUCUACAGCACCUGCAGCGGCCAGAAGGCGGUCAAGAAGUACCCGGGGCGCCCGCCCUCCUGCACCUCCAAGCAGGACCCCGUGUGCGUCCCGCCCACCUCCUGCACCAAGGACCUGUCCUUCAGCCACUCCAGGGCCAGCUCCAAGAUCUGCAGCGAGGACAUUGAGUGCAGCGGGCUGACCAUCCCCAAGGCUGUGCAGUACCUGAGCUCCCAGGACGAGAAGUGCCAGGCCAUCGGGGCCUACUACAUCCAGCACACCUGCUUCCAAGACGAGUCUGCCAAGCAGCAGGUGUACCAGCUGGGCGGCAUCUGCAAGCUGGUGGACCUGCUCCGCAGCCCCAACCAGAACGUGCAGCAGGCCGCGGCCGGGGCUCUGCGCAACCUCGUGUUCCGCAGCACCGCCAACAAGCUGGAGACACGGCGGCAGAACGGCAUCCGCGAGGCGGUCAGCCUCCUGAGGAGGACCGGGAGCGCGGAGAUCCAGAAGCAGCUGACCGGGCUGCUCUGGAACCUGUCCUCCACCGACGAGCUGAAGGAGGAGCUGAUCGCCGAGGCGCUGCCCGUGCUGGCUGACCGCGUCAUCAUCCCCUUCUCGGGCUGGUGCGACGGCAACAGCAACCUGCCCCGGGACCCCGUGGACCCCGAGGUCUUCUUCAAUGCCACCGGCUGCCUGAGGAACCUGAGCUCCGCAGACGCGGGCCGCCAGACUAUGCGCAACUACAUGGGGCUCAUCGACUCGCUCAUGGCCUACGUCCAGAACUGCGUGGCGGCCAACCGCUGUGACGACAAGUCAGUGGAGAACUGCAUGUGCGUCCUCCACAACCUCUCCUACCGCCUGGACGCCGAGGUGCCCACGCGCUACCGCCAGCUGGAGUACACUGCCCGCAACGCCUACACCGACAAGUCCUCCACCGGCUGCUUCAGCAACAAGAGCGACCGCAUGACGAACAACAACUACGACUGCCCGCUCCCCGAGGAAGAGCCCAACCCCAAGGGCAGCAGCUGGCUGUACCACUCAGACGCCGUCCGCACCUACCUGAACCUCAUGGGCAAGAGCAAGAAGGACGCCACCCUGGAGGCCUGCGCGGGUGCCCUGCAGAACCUGACUGCCAGCAAAGGGCUGAUGUCCAGCGGCAUGAGCCAGCUGAUCGGGCUGAAGGAGAAGGGCCUGCCCCACAUCGCCCGCCUGCUGCAGUCCGGCAACUCGGACGUGGUGCGGUCUGGAGCCUCGCUGCUGAGCAACAUGUCCCGGCACCCCGCGCUGCACAGAGUGAUGGGGACCCAGGUGUUCCCAGAGGUGACCAGACUCCUCACCAGUCACACCGGCAACACCAGCAACUCGGAGGACAUCCUGGCCUCGGCCUGCUACACCGUGAGGAACCUGAUGGCCUCCCUGCCGGGCAUGGCCAAGCAGCACUUCUCCAGCAGCAUGGUCAACAACGUCAUCAACCUGUGCCGUAGCAGCACCUCCCCCAAGGCUGCGGAGGCCGCCCGCCUCCUCCUGUCCGACAUGUGGUCCAGCAGGGAGCUGCAGGGGCUCCUCAGGCAGCAAGGUUUUGAUAGGAGCAUGCUGGGGACCUUAGCCGGGGCCAACAGCCUCAGGAACUUCACCUCCCGAUUCUGAGAGAGGCUGCCUGCCCACGUUCAGCUUGCAGACGUGAUCCGACCAGCGGAGCAGACCCGGGCCUUACUGCAGGCGCGUCUGUCCACCUGCACAGCUUUUGGAGGUGUUCAGAGCCAGCCAAGAGCACGCAGGGACGCUGCGGUGGAUGAAAAUAUUUUUAGAUUCUUUCUUUUCCUUGGGGGAACUAACAGGCAGUGGGGGUGGGGGAGGGGAGCGGGGGGGGGGCUUUCUUGAGUUAAGGGAGCUUAUGUCUUGAUGUUAAUACUUCUUUCUCUGAGGAGCGGCAUAUAUACAUAUGUAUAGUGUGUGUGUGAGUGCACGCGUGUGUGUGCAUGCGUGUGUGCGGAAGGCAGGCCCUGGAACUGCAGGACUGGGGGAACUGCAGGCUGAGCUCACGGUGGUGGCGGGACUCACUCUCACAGACGCGGGUGACUGUGCUUGGGGUUUCGCUCCCCGUCAUCCCGAAGAGUGGGUGCCGGGGCCUCGCCAGCACCAGGCCCACGGGGAGUCCUGCAGCGUCAGGGCGGGGGAGUGACUGGGGCUGGGGCUCAUCCCCCACCCACCCCGAGAGGCGGCUUUGCAGGAAGGGAGGUUGGCGGGGCUCAGUGUAUCUCCUGGGAAAUCUGGCGUGGCCGAGCGGCCCUCCCGCAGGGCCUGGGGCCAGGGCUGGGCGGCCGUGGGGUCUGCUGGGUGGGCCAGGACAGGCAGGCUGUCUUUGCUGUAUGAGUCUGUCCGGAGAGGAGGUGCCGGGGGCGGCCGACCACUCCCGCGGGCCGUGUACCCAUCAGAGCGGGCUUGCCUGGGAGCCCUCCCCUACAGGGGCGAGUAAUCCACAUGUUGGGGAGGAAGGAGGCAGAGUGGUGGGAGAGCGGCGGGUCCGUCCUCGGAUUCCCAGCAGAGGAGCUGGCCCGGGUAGGCCAGGGGUUGACCCAUGGGUCCUGAGACCCGUCGAGCCCCCAGCGAGGCAGGGUUUCGGAGGAGGGCGCUCGGCUAGGAAAGGGAGCUGUUAUGUCAGGGAUCAGCCAGAGGCCGCCCCGCCUUCCCUGACGCCCAGCUGCCCGUGACAACUGCAGAGAGAGUGGUGAGAAGCCCGCUGGGGCAGUGGCUCCCAGACCCCCAGACUCGUAUGAGCAUAGAGCAGGCCCCGGAGAGCGCCCCUGUCUGUGGGCUGAGACCGGGCGGGACACAGCGCCACCUGGCCGCAGCCCCCCUGCCCAGCAGCGCCAGCGGCGAUCAGUGGGGACUGGCUGCCUGGCCUUGCCCACCGCACACCUCCUCCCGCCGCGUGUCCCCCCCCGCCCCCCGUCCAGUCCCACUGCUCACCCCGGCAGUCAGACCCCGGCCCCGAGGAACCCCCGCGGGAGAGGACAGCGGGACUGGCCGGGUCGGGCUCAGACCUGUGAUGGCCCGCCACGCGGCCGCGUGUUCUCUGCUGCUGGGGUCUCCCUCACAUGCAGGCCCGCCUCCCUCACAGGCCCAUGGGGAGCUGGUCCCAGAAGACCGUCCCCUCAGCCACUCCCCGGGCCCUAGGGGAGUUUGUUUCUCCAAGAAACACGCGAGGAGCCAGGCGGUGUUGUCAGCCCUUAGGAUACAUCGGUGACAAGAGACCACACCCCAUCCACGUGGCCCACGUUCUCCUGGAGGAAAGAGGGGCUCCGGGGUCCCUGGCUUUAGGGGUCCCCGGCUUUAGGGGCCCCCAAGGAGAGAGAGCCGCUCAGUCCAGUCAGGGCUAGAGGGAAGUAGCUGAGGACCAGCGGGUCUGUGGCCGUGCCGGGGAGAGCCCCCGCCGCUGCCAGGGGGUGGCGUUUCAGUAGGCCGGGUGGACAGUCAGGCCAGGCCUGGUUUAGCCAUCUCGUGACUUCUGCUGCCAGCUGGCCAGGCUUGUCACUCUGGAAGAGGCAGACCUUUGCAGGGUGGGUGGUGCUGUGGAUGAGGCUCUAGAGAAGGAGCUCGGGGUCUGCGGGCCCAGCUUGGGCUGGAAGGAUGUGCUGGCCUCACGCUGCCGGGCUCGACGCCCGAAACAGGACACUCCAAUGCGAGAUCAAGUGGGGGAGGGCCCAGGCCACGAGGGUCUCCCUGCGCAGCCCCGACCCAGGGCUUAAGGCGGACAGGCCCCUGGCUGCCAGACCCGCCUGGUGUGCCCUGCCCAGCAGCGCAGACCCCUCCCAGACCGGAGGCGGAGCUGCUCCUGUCUGCCUGGGGCCGAGCAGAGCUGGGGGCAUGGGAGGGAAAGGGGGGUCCCUUUGCAGCCUGCUCCCCCCGCUGUGUCUGGAAGAACCGGGCACCGGCCAGGCCCGUUUCCUGUGGGGUACACUGUGUGUUUGCUUUUUUGGAAAUAUAGGAAAUCAAUAAAUUGCUGGCGUUUCUUUGAA